This is a messenger RNA of Moesziomyces aphidis, 321 nucleotides long. The record is from the annotation of a GenBank genome assembly. Lineage: Eukaryota; Fungi; Basidiomycota; Ustilaginomycetes; Ustilaginales; Ustilaginaceae.
AUGGACCCUGACCAGCUCCACACCAACACCUCGUGUCAACUUCUUCCCGAUCCCCGAUCGGUGAUCUACCUUCAUCCCCUCACCGUUGCCUCGGUGACCACAGCGUCUGACGACACAUGGACGCAGAUCACCGCGCGCUUAGGCAGGUCCGAGACCGAGGCAGGAAGCGCUCGCGUGCAAGCCGAAGGAUGUGCGGCGGGCAGAUCCGAUGGUCAACCGCAGGCUGCAAUGCGGCAGAGAAGCGAGGGCGGCGCUAGUCCCAAUGGCACCAGACACCCCGCACGUCGUCGGAUGAAAGUCUUCCGCGUCAGCCACUACUAG